This is a messenger RNA of Closterium sp. NIES-65, 3882 nucleotides long. Lineage: Eukaryota; Viridiplantae; Streptophyta; Zygnematophyceae; Desmidiales; Closteriaceae. The record is from the annotation of a GenBank genome assembly.
AUGGUGGAUCGCUCCGCACACGGCCACGGCAGCAGCCCUCACGUCGCCACGCCAUCACCCAACCCCCCCACUCCAGUCAGUCACUCCACCAUACAGCCUCUCCCCCUUCCUCCAUCCUUGUCUGAUUCAUCCUCGGAAUUAAUCCCCCUACAUGCUUCUGCCGUUACCGCGGCCCGCGGGGCGGAGAGAGGGGGGGAAGGUUGGAGGUUGCGCGAGAGCGACGCGAACGUGGCGACGGGGUGUGAAGGGGGAGGGAAAUAUGAUGGGGAGGAAAAAUCUGGUGGAAGCGACGGGAAGUUGCCUGGCGGGACGGGCAAAGGGGAGGGCGAGGCGGGCGCGAACGCGUCACAGGCGGCAGACCAAGUGCGCGCGUACAGGCGACACCUGGAGCAAAUGCAGGAGAACGAGAAGCUGCUCUACGCCGAGCCUGCCUUACCCCUCUCUCUCCCCGUCUCAGUAUCCUCCCACGUGCCAUUCCCUGCUUCCAACUCUCUUUCCCCGCAGAUUGACGAGUUGCGCGCGGCUCUUAGCGCGGAAAGGGAGGUGGCGCGCGCGACGGAGAGAGUGGCGGAGGCGGAAUGCUGGCGGAGGUUGGAAGUGGAGCGGGGGCGCGCUUCUUUGGCGCGGGAGGUAGAGCGGCUGCAGGAAGAGCUAGCGGAUGCGCUUGAACAGGCGGAACGCGCGGGGGAAGAGGACGGCGACGCGCGCGAAGGCGGGCGGGCGGAGCGGGUGAGCGAGGCGGAGCGGCAGGCGCGGGAGGAGGUAGCGGAGUUGGAGGAGCAGAUCGAGCAGGUGUGCGAGUCGGCGGCGCAGCGCGAGCAGCAGUUCCGCGGGCUGCUGAGCGACAUGGAGGAGGAGCUGAGUGCGGCGCAGGCCAUGGCGAUGGUCGCCAUGGAGCGCGAGGAGCGCGCGAACGAGGCGCUGCGGACGCUGCGGCAGGUGAACGACCAGCUCAUGCAGCGCCUGCUGCAGCAGGGCAAGGUGCUCCGCGCCGCCCGGGGGCCCGCGGAGCACGCCCAGCGGAACAGUGAUGGGGAGGGGGGGAAUGAGGGGGACGGCGGUGGCGGGGUGACGCGGGGCGAGCACGAGCGGGGCAAGGACGAUGGGGCGGCAAGUGCGGAGGGAGGUGGCGAGAAGGGGUCCGGUACAGAGGGCUGCGGGGAGGGUGAGGCGGAAGCGACGUUGGACGGACGGGAUGAGAAGAGUGAGGACAGCGCGGUAAGAGAAGUCGAGCCGGAGGUCGAUGCCGGCCCGACGCCGUGCGCGGAGGGGCUUGUGGACACGCCGCCGCUGCACUUGUGCGCCUCCCCGCCGAUGCUGCGCGGCAAGGAAGCGGCGGAGGGCCAGGGGAAGUCUCGCGCGAGCAGCUGCGAGACGAGCAGCGCGGGCAGCAGCCGCAGCGGGGGCAGCAUGACGGGGCUGUGCAGCGGAUGCCGCCAGAAGAUGAUCCGCGCGCGAGUGGGCGCGGCGGGGAGAAGCAGCACGCCCAGCAGCACGAGCAGCGGCAGCCGCGCGUCUACUGGCGAAAGCAGCCCCAGCCGGCGACAGGCGGAGCAAGGCGGACAGGCAAGCGCGCAGUGGCGCGAGCGGGACAGCGACGCGCAACCGCGGCAUCGGGGGGUGGCGGGCGGAGAGCGCGAGGCGGGGUCGGACGACGAGACGGCGUCGGAGUUCUCGUUCCACUUCCGCGGCGCGCUCUCCGACUCGGGCGAGCUCGCGGGGCUGUACGGUCCCGCCGUGGUGGGGUGCCGCCCGCGCGCGCGCGCGUGGGGCAGCGGGGACAGGUUGCGGGGCGGGGCCGGGGGAUCGAGGGCGGGCGCAAGGGACAGGCGGAAAAGGCAUGUCAUCCGUGAGGGGGAGGGGGAGGGAGAGGAGAGCCUGAGCUCUGUGAGCGGGGGAGGCGACGAUGCGUGCACGCGGGAGACAUGGCGGGGGCUGCUGGGCUGCGCGGGAAGGCAGGCGGAGGAAGAGCGGGGCGAGGGUGGCAUGCGCGCGCGUGGGAGGGGGGAGCGGGGCCCGGCGUGGAUAGCUGCGGAGCUGGGGAAUCUGGUAGGGGAGGCGGAGCGGGUGUGGGAGUGGGCGGAGGAGAAGGAGUGCGUGGAGCAGGGCAUUGUGCAGCUGUGCGCGGGGCUGAAGCUGCUGCUGCUCAAACUGCUCCACGGCGCGCAUGCGCGCGCGCUCCCGCGCACCAGCAAGCGGAAGCGGAGCGGCGACGCGGAGGGGCAGGGCGGGGGGGAGACGAGCGACGAGGACGAGGAGCUGCUGGCGCUGCUGGGCGCGGGGGAUGCGGUCGAGGAGGACGAGCAGGGGGAGGGGGAGGGGGAGGCGGAGGGGGAAGGGGAGGGGGAGGAUGACGAGGGAGAGGAGGGCGAGAGGGUAGAGUAUGAACGCGGUGGGGAGGGCGGUGGGCGGAGAGGGCAGUGGUUGUGCUUGGGGGAGAGGGGCGCAGACAGCAGGUGGGUGCGGGUGAGCAGGGGCGAGGGGGGGCACGCUGGAGGGCACGUUGAGGGCAGGGGCGGAGGCAAGGACGACGCGCGUGGCGGGCAGCAUGGGGGCUUGCUGGAGGGGUGCUGCGGCAGUGCAGGCGAGGACGCUUGGCAGGGAGACGAGGGGCGUGAGGGGUACGAGGGGUACGAGAGGUAUGAGACGAGAAUGGGCGGAGGCAGCGAGGGUGGGGAGCAUGGCGUGCAGCAAGGAGGCAGUAUCGCAGCACAGAGCGGCGGCAGCAGCGGUAGUGGGGAGCACGAGAAGGAGGGAGAGAGGCGCAGUGAGGAUUGGGGGGAGAGCAUGGAUAGUGACAUGGACGGGGAGAGGGGGUCGUGGUGCAGCAGGCAGGGGGAGAGCCUGGAUGGCAUGAUCGCCACGGAUUCACGCGACAGGGAUGAUGAUGAUGACGUCACUUCCACGGGCGAUUCGGGCGGGCACGGGGGGAAGGAGGGCGAGGCCAGUGGUGGGCGGGUGGAGGGAUCCGAGAUGGAUGGUGAGGGGGCGGAGAGGUCCCAGGCGGUAGAGCAGACGGGGGGAGGGACGAGGCUUAUCCCCACAGGCGGGUCUCACAGUGACGGCACAGCUGCUGAUGCAGCCUUGCAUGCACCUCCGGUCAGUGGCACGAGCAGGAACGGCAGCAGGAGCGAGAGUGGGCGGGACAGUGCUGCACUUGAGGAGGGAGACGAUGAGGGUGGGGCAUGCGAGCUGAGCGAGCAUGCGCAGGACGGCACUGGCGCCGAGGCGGGGGGCAGCAGGCGCAAGCAGCUGAGCGUGCUGCUGCCCCUCCCUCGCCCCGCGCUGCACCCCCUGUGUGUGUCCCCUGUGGGCGUGUCCAGAAGCCCGUCCAAGCUCGGCAAGUGGGUCGUGGGCGGCGUGUGGAAGGGCGUUGCUGCUGCUGGAGCAGCAGCAGGUGGGGCAGGAGCAGGGGAAGGGCAGUGCGUUGCGGCGGGCGAGGACGUGGAGAAGGAACUGGAGUGGUGCCGGGCGUCCCUGCAGGCGGUGACUGAAGCCGUGUACGUGCACAUGGCCGCCGUGCUGGAGCACAGCACACGCCCCACACUCAGCGACGGGUGUAAAGAGAACAGGGGCGGCAUGGAGGGGGGCAUGGAUGCGGAGAUGGUGGAGGGGGUGGUGGAGCGGUCGCACGGGCAGGUCAGGGAGGCGGAGGUGCUGCUGGGGAAGGCGCAGCGCACGCUGCAGCGACUCGCUGCGGUGCAGGGCAAGGGCCGGGCGCUGUGCCGGCGCAUGAGCAGCAAGCAGCGCGUGCUGCUGGAGCUGCAGCGCUGCCUCGUGCAGGCGCAGGGCGGGCAGGCGGAGCAGCAAGUGGGGGGAGUGAUGGUGGUGGGCGAGAAGCAGGAGCCCCACGUGCGCUGCAACUUGUUCUGGCGCCGCUGA